AUGGCAGGAAUCUUUGAUCGGUUCCGGCUUGGUACCAAGCGCAAACACGAUAAAGAUGCAUUGGAUACUUGUCCAGAUGCCGAGGCCACGUCAGAGGACAAUGUAAAGAAUGCCAUCAAGGUUUCUCCUGUAAAGCGAGGCAAGCACAAAGCAAAACAAACGGAGCAAGAAAAAAAGUGUCCAUUGAAUGGCAAAUGGCAGGAGCGUUGGCACGGUAUUUGCAAGGACUGUUUUGAGCAUGUACAGGAGUGUAAGCACUACCCUGAGCAUCGCCUACGUUUACUUAUUGUUGGCCACAAUCCAUCGGAUCAUGCGUGGCAAACUGGGUAUUCAUACAGUAAUCCGACAAACCGAAUGUGGAGAUUGUUAACAGGAAGACUUUCUCCUCACUCAUGGGAAGGUAUUUUACCUUCUACUGCAGAGAUUGUCGAGCAAAACAUCAUGCCUUACGUUCUUGGUGUUGGAUUUACAUCAAUUGGCUUGGAGCCAGGAAAUGAUGCUUCAAAGUAUGGCAAGGCAACAAUGGAAGUCUGGCGGGCGAAUUUCUACCUGCGUUUGCGUCGACAUGCUGCUCAAGUUUGCAUCAAUGAUCACAACAAUGCAACAGAGGUCGCCCUGAAGCACGGAGAUGAUGACAACCUAACAACGUGUCAGCUCGCUCAUGCCCCUAUGUUCAUCGCUUUUUCCGGCAAGAGGCAAUUCAGUUGGUUGUUUUCACCACCUCUGUCAAAAAUUGAGAGCUAUGGCAGACAAACUAGACUUCCUCCAGGGUGGCCACACGAACUUCGCGCUGACAGUGAGGUCUGGGUGCUUCCUAGUUCCAGUGGUCGAGCAGCAAUGACAACGGCGCAACGCAUGCUGCCCUACCAACAGCUAGCAGAGAGUGUUCGCCAAAUUCCGUGGCCACAUGGACUUCAGUCUGUAGUUGAGAAAACGUAA
Peronospora belbahrii is the source of this 939-nucleotide messenger RNA. The record is from the annotation of a GenBank genome assembly. NCBI's taxonomy places the organism in Eukaryota, Oomycota, Peronosporomycetes, Peronosporales, Peronosporaceae.